Molecule: messenger RNA, 1956 nt
Organism: Lottia gigantea (owl limpet)
Lineage: Eukaryota; Metazoa; Mollusca; Gastropoda; Lottiidae
Exons: 13
Coding region: 106-1488 (460 amino acids)
Biological process (GO): protein phosphorylation
Molecular function (GO): protein serine/threonine kinase activity; phosphatidylinositol binding; ATP binding
Source: RefSeq, a predicted model, not a curated record
GUCUAUAAAGUGGUUGUCAAUGCUGAAGGAAAAUCCUGGUUUAUAUUCAGAAGAUACAAUGAAUUCCACUCUCUAUUUGAAAAGGUAAUUAUCAGAUUUCAAACUAUGAUAAACAUCUAUAUUUCAUUCAUACUCAGAUGUUUCAUUCAUACUCAGAUGUUUCAUUCAUACACAGAUAUUAAGAAGAUCAAUCCUGAUUCCAAUCUGAGACUGCCAGGAAAGAAAAUAUUUGGUAAUUUAGAUCCAGAAUUUAUCAAACAACGAAGAGAAGGUUUAGAUGAUUUUAUACAGAAACUUAUAACUACACCUAUUUUAUCUGAAAAUCCUGAAGUAAGAACAUUCCUGUCUCUAGAUAAUCCACGAAAUGUACAGCAACAUUUAGAUCCUGAUCAAUUUACAGAUAGUGAAAACAUGAAUGGUAAAGACCCCAACCCAGUUAAUCUGGGACCCAGUGAAAAGUCAAGUGUUAAACCAAGUGACUUUGAGUUUUUAAAAGUUAUAGGAAAAGGAAGUUUUGGUAAAGUUUUAUUAGCCAGACAUAAGAAAGAAUCCAAAGUUUAUGCAGUGAAAGUGUUACAAAAACAGGCUAUCAUGAAACGAAAUGAAGUGAAACAUAUUAUGUCAGAAAGAAAUGUACUGUUAAAAAAUGUGAAACAUCCAUUUUUAGUUGGACUUCAUUAUUCUUUCCAAACUAAAGACAAACUGUAUUUUGUGUUAGAUUAUGUUAAUGGAGGAGAGUUAUUUUUCCAUCUACAAAGGGAACGUUAUUUUCCCGAACAACGUGCCAAAUUUUAUGCAGCUGAAAUGGCUAGUGCAAUAGGUUACUUACAUUCUCUUAAUAUCAUAUACAGGGAUUUAAAGCCAGAGAAUAUAUUACUGGACAGUAAAGGACAUGUUGUGUUAACAGAUUUUGGUUUAUGUAAGGAAGGAAUAGAGGGAAUGGGGACAACAUCCACUUUCUGUGGUACUCCAGAAUAUUUAGCACCCGAAGUAUUAAGAAAACAGCCCUAUGAUAAGACUGUAGAUUGGUGGUGUCUAGGUGCUGUAUUAUAUGAAAUGAUGUAUGGUUUGCCACCAUUUUAUAGUCGAGAUACAGCUGAAAUGUAUGAUAAUAUAUUAUAUAAACCAUUAAGACUGAGAACUAAUGUCUCAUCAGCUGCUCGCUCUAUAUUAGAAGGGUUAUUACAGAAAGAGAAAGAAAAUCGACUUGGGGCUAAAAGAGAUUUUCCAGAAAUUCAAGGUCAUGAUUUCUUCAUGGAUAUAAAUUGGGAUGAAUUAGAUAAACGUAAAAUACAACCACCAUAUAAUCCAAAUGUGAGUGGACAACUCGAUUUAAAACAUUUUGAUCCUGAGUUUGUUCGUGAACCAGUACCAGCUUCUAUAGGAAAGUAUGGUAGUUGUAAAAUGGUUAGUGCUAGUGUAGUUGAAGCUGAUGGAGUAUUUGAAGGAUUUUCAUAUGUCCCACCUUCAGAAGAUGCUUUUGGUUAACAUUUCGAUACAAGAUCACAUAAACAGAGUGAGCUCUGAGUAGUUAAAGCAUGAAUCAGUACCUCAACCAGAUUGUGAUAAUGCAUUGUAAUGGGUUAAAAUAAUCGAUGAAAAUGCAAGGUUACCAAUCUCUGGAUAUGCGUCAGGUCACCCCUGAAGAGAUUCUACAUGUGAGAUAUCCAACCCCCUCAAAAAUUUACAUUCCGUUUUAAGUCCAAUAGAUUAGAGUCUUUCAAUGUAAAGUGUUCAAUGAUUUGUUGUAAAUUAUCAAACUAUGAUUUUAAAUUAGUUUAUAAUGAUUGAUAAGAAUGUUUUCAUUCUUUGCAUUAACCAAUCAGAUUGUUAAAUUAGUAAUGUUUUCUGAUUAUUUGAUUGGCUAAUGUUCUAAAUACAUGUGAAAUACCUGUACAUAGAGCUCAAAGAAAAAUAAAUAUAGUAUGGGAGAUAACUCAAUAUUGUUAUGAUCAU